This is a messenger RNA of Fibroporia radiculosa, 1218 nucleotides long. RefSeq lists its product as uncharacterized. NCBI's taxonomy places the organism in Eukaryota, Fungi, Basidiomycota, Agaricomycetes, Polyporales, Fibroporiaceae. The transcript is spliced from 5 exons. The coding region runs from base 1 to 1218 and encodes 405 amino acids. The record is from RefSeq and is a predicted model, not a curated record.
AUGGAAGAAAAACGCGCCAAAACCUUGGAGGCGCUGUCGACAUUUAUUCAGUCGCAGAAAGCGUUGCUAAAACGCACACAGGAGGACAUUCACCGAUUGCAGGAACUCCGUGAAGAGAUUUCCUCAAAUGCUGAGAACACUCCGGACUCAUUGCUGAGAAAACUAGCAUCGCCUUCAUUUGCAUUAAACAAUGAGAGAGACAUAACCUCUUCUGUUGUGAAGAAUCUGGAUUGGACUGUCUUUCAAUCAUGUGACCCGACACCCUUACGGGAUUUCGCAUCCAGCAUACGGGAUGCUCGUGCAGAACAAGGGCGUCCGCAUUUGACUCAAAAAUCAGAACUUUCCGACCUCCAGAAGCUCGUGAAGGAUAGGCGAGAGAGUAUUGUGGACCCCGUCUUGGCUGUAUACAAGUAUCUUGAUGAACCGCUUUCGGACGUGGAGGAGCAGACACAGAAUCCUGAAGAGAUAAGACGUGCCCGCGAACGCGAGAAUAUUCGUGAACUCAAGAAGCGGAUGAUCAAUAGCGAAGCAGCGGUUCCCGUAUUUGCCGGAUUGCGACGACCCGUUGCAUCUAACGGGGUGUUCAUUCGGAGGGAUCAAGACGACGAGAGCGCGGAUGUGGACAUUUCGCUCGCAGACGGAACUCCAGGGUUGAGCGAGGCAGAGCCGUCGGUCUUUGAAAAUACUUCAGAGGUUCGAAUGGAUGUGGAUACUCCAGCUACAUCCAUGACGUCUCCCGCAUCAGUUGUCUCUGGGCUCCCAUCAUCAUAUCAGGUCACACUCGACAGGCCUGGCCGCAACCCGCAACCGGCCAAGAGGAUGCGCGAAAAGGAUUCUAACCCGGCGAAAUUGUCUGUCAUGCACAAACGGGCCCGAAACUCUCUUGUCAGGUCGAUGCCAAAGACAGAAGUAGAGGUCCCCGAGUUCCCCGAAGAACCAGAAGAGCCGCCUGGCAAAACGCACAAUCAAAAGCGUAAAAACAAACCGAAAUCGGAGACGUACAAGCAGGCUUGGUCCGUAUCGGAGCAGCAUCUUCUCGAACGCUUGUUAGAAGAGAUACCCGAUGGCGAAAAGAAUCGAUGGGCGAAGAUUUCCCAAGCUAUGAAUGGACGCCGCACGGCGAGACAGGUUGCCAGUCGAGUACAAAAGUAUUUCGAGAAACUGAAACGCUUUGGUGUCGAAAUUGGAGGCAGCAGUAGUACUGCUCGGACGACAUAG